Lucilia cuprina (Australian sheep blowfly) is the source of this 6258-nucleotide messenger RNA. RefSeq lists its product as uncharacterized. Gene Ontology annotation, cellular component: membrane. The transcript has 8 exons. Gene Ontology annotation, molecular function: potassium ion leak channel activity. Lineage: Eukaryota; Metazoa; Arthropoda; Insecta; Diptera; Calliphoridae. Gene Ontology annotation, biological process: potassium ion transmembrane transport; stabilization of membrane potential. Bases 2304 to 5759 code for a protein of 1151 amino acids. The record is from RefSeq and is a predicted model, not a curated record.
GUUGGCCUCUUAACAUAGCAUCCACAUUAACAGUAAACUGUUAGCAACAUUACAAUGUAAAGGAUAAAUGUUUAGACGCAAACAAAAACGAAGUGUUAGAAACACGAACCAAUCAGUUUAGUAACGGUGGACAAUGAAACAACACGGUCUUUUGAAAACGGAAACUGAGAAAAAGUGAAAAAUAAAAAAAGAAAGUAAAAUAUCAAAAGAAAAAAAUAAAUAUUAAAAAUUACUAAAUAAAAAUAUGAAAAUAAUGUAACACGUAAAAGUUUUGUGCAUAAUAAUGAAAAAAAAACGCUGAUUUUGCGCUUGUUUAAAUAAAAUGAAUAGAAUGAUGCUCAAAUAAAAAUGCACAUAUGAAUAAAUAACGAAUGAAUGUAAAAGAGUUUUUUCAAAAGAAAAUAUAAGUUUUAUAAGUGAAUAUAAAAAGUAAAAGAAAAAAAAUUGUGUUAGAAAAUAUGUUAAAUAUGAAAAGGUUUUAAAAUUAUUAAAAAAAGUUUUUCUUUGGUGACGUUAAGAGUGGAGCGAUGUGCCAGAAAAAGUUUCAAACUUUUUAAACUUUAACUUCCGGUCUUUUGUGUGUGUGUGUGUAUUGGCUAGUAUUAAAACAAUAUGUUGAGGCUAAUGAGUUUAUAAUAUUUGUAUUUUUUUGGAGAGAAAGAGGAAAAAAAAUCUUUAAAUUGAAAAUUAAUAUGAUAAAUAAAUAUUAAAGAAAUGCCUCGUAUAUAAAACCAUUUAAACUAAUAAAAAAUGAACAAAACAAAAUAUAAAUUAACUCAUUAUUUGUUUUACUUGGUUUUUGCUUUUUUUUGUUAAAUAAAACAAUUAAUGUUUGUGUUGAGUGUUUAACUAUUAAACCAGUUUUUGUGGUAAAAAUAAAAUAAAGAAAGGAAAAUAAAAUAAAAAAACGUUUUUAUUUAAACUGAGGUCUGAGGUUGAUAAAUAAAUGUCAUGCAUUGAAAAUUAAACAACAACAACUACAUGCUUUGGAAAAAAAUGUAAAUAUUUGUAAAAGUGUGUGUGUGUUAAAGUACAAGGAUCAGUUUGUGUGGCAUAAAAAAAGUUUUUUUUACAAUAAAUUACAACAAAAAAAGAAUAAAGUUAAAAGUAUGUGUGUAUAAAGCCAAUGAAUGCAAUUUAGUUAAUUGAAAUUUACAUUUGAUUUAAUUAAAUUUUUAAUAAGUUAUAAAACAAUACAAGAAAAAAACAUAAAGAAAACAAAACAUCCACAAACCAUAGAGAAAAAAUGUUAAAAUGAAAAAUCUCUUUUUUACCAACAAACAUACACACAGAACAAACACAUAUACAUAGAACAUGCUUGUUAAUAGAAAGCAAAAACUUUAACAAAGUGUUGGUAUACAUUGCUGUAGUGCAGCAAAUCAAAAACAACAAUAGCUCAAGAGCUAGAAACAAAAGAAAAUACAACAAUAACUAUAGUGUUUAAAUAAUUAACAAUUACUUUCGAGUUUUUUUUUUGCUCAAAGCUUUUUUAUGCUGGUGUUUGUAACAGUGCUUAAGCUGAUUGCUUCCAGUUAUUCUUCAAAUUCUAACUGCCUAUCGCCUGUUCAUUGCUGUUUCAUCUGUAUUAAGUUAAGGAGGGCUGUCAACAUAAACUAAAUUAACAACAGUUGCAACAACAAAAACUACUACUGACAACAAUGAAUGUGCAAGAGCAGCAGUAGCAGCAGCAGCAAGGAAAAUAAAGCAACAACAAGGGCUGGCUAAAAAUAAAACAACAAGUGGAAAGAAAAGGAAAUCACAAUAACAUUUACACAUUUACAACUACAAACUACAGACAUUUAAACAUUAAAACGACAUCGACGAUGAAAUGUUUAAAAAAUAAGAAGAAUUGUUCCACAUCAACUAAAGAAGGAACUUGACACAACAGGCGUUUAAAAUUAAACUACAACUACUGCCAGCAAAUGAUUUGUUUAAAUACAAGUGUUGUAAACAGUAAAUGAAACAGCAAUAACAACAACAAGAACAUGAAAAUUUACAACAAGUAAUUAAAACAAAAUAAUUACAGAGACACACCUACCAGCAAAACUUACACUAUAAGAAACAUACAAACAUAUGUACAUACAUACAUAUCUACAUUCAACAAGACAACAAGAUAAAACUUAAAGUGUAUAACAACAUAACAUAAACUUAAGGGCCAAAAGAUAUUAAAAAUCCAGUAAAUUAUUAUUUCUUUUUUUAAUAAACACCACCAACACACAUAUAAAAAUCAGCUAAAUGUCUGUUGUUGAAGUAGAUGAUGUUACAUCAAUGCUUCAAAUAUUAAUGUUUACUGGUCAUUUAAAAUGUCGGACGUUGAAAAGGCGAUAUCCGGCUUAGUAGAGGAAGAAGAACUAUUACAGCAACAGCAGCAGCAACAACAGUCAACACCUUUAAACAAAAUAAACAUUAACAACUAUAAUUUGCAAAACGAAACCGGAAAUAGUACAUUAUUACCAAAACACAACAACAGCAGCAAUAAUAGUGAGUCACAACAGUCCCACCCACAACAGCAUAUAACCUUUCAACAGCAGGAUUCGAAUACAAACACCGCCAACGGCAGCAACUACUUAACAGCGCAACAGCAACAACAUUCAUACAAUUGUUUAAGCCGUUUGGCCAAGUUAAUAUUUUCCACACCUGGCCUAGUAGUAAUGGUUGUAGUUUAUACCAUAAUGGGCGCAUUUAUAUUUCCUUUGCUGGAGGCACCACAGGAUAUUAGCAAAUCAGCUCUUAUUGCGAAAUCAAGAGAAGAAUGUCUAAAAGAGCUGUGGAUAAUAACAGAAAAAUUGAAUGUCCUUUAUGAACGCAACUGGACAAUGUUGGUGCACGAACAAUUGAGACGUUUUGAGGGCACAAUUGUGGCAGCGACACGCAAUAUGGCGGCGGCUGGUGCAACAGCCGCAUCAGGUGCUUCAACAGGAGGUUAUGGUGUAGGUGGAGCCGGAGGCAUGGCUACCGAAACAACAACAACUGCUUUGGGCCGUUAUGGCGGCAACAAUUUGGUGGAAUAUAGUGAUUUAACCGCAACAAGAUGGUCUUUUAGUGAAGCACUACUCUAUUCAGUAACUGUGAUAACAACAAUUGGUCAUGGAAGUUUAACACCGCGUACAGCUGGUGGUAAAAUAGCAACUAUUUUUUAUGCCUUAAUUGGGGUGCCAUUGAUGUUGAUGUGUCUCUCCAGUUUAGGUGCCCUACUGGCCGAAGCUCUGCAAUGUACCUACGCUCGUUUAUGUUGCCGUUGGCCACAUUAUAUGGGGGAUGAUGGCGAUGAACUAGAGCAUGAUAUACACAACACCAAACACCAACGUACUAAACGCCAGCAAAGAAAUUCCAAUAUAAAUAUGGAAAAAUCAUCAGCUCAUCUUGAGAUUAAACAGCGUUUACAGCAUUCAUGUGAUUUUCAGGAACAUAAAAAUGACAUAAAUUGUAAAAAUUGUAAAUAUGAUGCCAUAAUUGGAGAAUCGAAUACAAACCAUGGUUAUGACUAUAAACUGUGUAAUGAUGCCACAACAGCGACAACAUCAUCGACGUCGGCAUCAUCGGGGCCAGCAACAACAACGACAGCCAUGACAACUAUGAAACUUGGUCAUAAAGAAGAUUGCUGUCAGCUUUUGCAAAAUUCUCCUGGAAAAUUGACUCAACAUUUAUCCUCUUGCAUGCAAUUGAAAAUGUCGCCUACAAUGACGGUCAGUGGUGGUAGUAACACAAAUACAACACCAAUACAGCCGCAGCAACAAUACUAUCAGCAAAGACCAGAUGUCAUGCUAAUGACAACCGGCCACAAAUUGUCUUCACAACAGCCAGCAACAAUGGCUACUGCCUGUCGCAUGGUGUUGCCCCCCUCAAUACCACUCUCGCAGGUUCAACGUUUCUAUACAAAUACAACGCCUGCCAUGGCAACAUAUCAUAUUGUUUCCUCAGCCUCGGCCAAUUCAUCACCUACCCAUCAUCAAACUAUACGACAUUAUAUAGUGCCGCAAUUACCACCACCUCCACCAACGUCUUCAACUUCCGCCUCUGGUACGCAGCACUUUAUGGCUGUGCCUUCAAGUAUGCUUCGUUUUCAUCAAACAUCACCACAGACAUCGAUACAACAGCAGCAUCAGCAGCAGCAACAACAGCAGCAAUGUGCGGGUAAUGUAACAUCAAAUAUUAAUAUAAAUCCAUUGGCAUUACCCGUAUCAGGUUCAGCUACUGUUUAUUUUCCGAUUGUCACACCAGCUGCUGUCGCCCCAAAUACAACACUAAGCGGUAGUAGUAGUGGCCCCAGCUCUCAGCCUCUUGUUAAGUAUCACACCAUACAAAUGCCUCACAAGAGACAACAUGGUUUAACGUUGUUGCAACAAACCGAUUUACACGAUAAUCAAGUCAUAAAUGCAGUUGAAGAUGUUGACUGUACGUUAUUUCCACCACCACCACCUCCCGCCUAUCAGACUGCUACGGUACAUGGUAUUAGAAGGGCAAAAUUCUUAACAAAACCUUUACCACAAGAAAUCAAUACUUUAUUGCAUGAAAGUGAUAUUUCGUGCCGGCAUGAUUUAUCACAAAACUUGCCAACAUUUAACAGCAGUAGCAGCAGUAAUAGUAACAAUUUAGUAAAUGAACAACAACAGCAGCAUCAGUUACACAACACAUUAAUAGAACCAACAGCAACUGCCACAACAGCAUCAGUCAUGCUUUCAAGCACAACGGGAAUAGAAACACAAACAUCUUUGCCAAUAACAACAACAACAACAGCUGGUAAUAAUUUUUAUGGCAGUAGCAAUACAUCGACCACUACUGCCUCAACAUCACCAGCAUCGACGGCAACAUUAACAAAUAAUACAAAUUCCAAUAGUAAUACAACAACUAUUUAUGAAAAUCAUGAAUCAGCAACACAUCACAACACACAACAGCAACAUGGCCAAAUCGGUUUGGGUAUGAUGGCAGCAGGAGCUGUUAGCACAGCAGGUGGUGCAACAGCAGCCGUAGAUAUAAUGGAGGAUGAAGAAGAACAAGAACAACAACGUCUGGGUAAUUGUCCUCAUGGUACACCGUCCAGAGUACCACUACUAACAAAUUCUGCACUAAACACAGAGGAUAAGUCACAAACCCGCAGUUUUUUCAAUGCCACAGCCGCCUCUUUUCAUCGCCACACCUUAAAUACCUUUCAACGUUCCAGCAAUACCUUAAAUCCACAACGCAAAUCGGUUAUCAUUAAUCGCAAAGGUGAGUGUAAUCUGCAUAUACCCAAGCGUCGUAAUUCCUCUGGAGCCACUUUGUGUUAUGGUGACCAAUACGAUGAUACCUCCGAUGAUGAUUGUGGUGGCCUAGAGGGCACUAAUAUCUAUAAACUAAAACAUUUACAACCCCAACAACCACAGACUGAUAAACAUCUUAUGGGCCAAGAUGAUUAUUGUGAUAAUCAUUCGUUGGUUUCGUUAAGCGAGUCAAGCGCACAAAUACCUCAGGUUCCCAUCAUAGUGGUGCUAUUCAUUUUAGUAUUCUAUGUCUGUCUGGGCACGGUUAUAUUUGCUUUGUGGGAAAAUUGGUCUCUAAUCGAUGGUGCUUAUUUUUGUUUUGUCACUCUAACCACCAUAGGUUAUGGUGACUUUGUACCCUUGAAAACAUUUCAGGGCCCGGAGAUACAACUAUUUGCCUGCUGUGCUUAUUUGCUGUUGGGCCUAGUAUUGGUGGCCAUGUCGUUUAGUAUUUUGGAAACCCAGUUGAUAUGGAAAUGUAAACGUUUAGCGGUUAGACUGAAAUUAGCCAAAGAAUGAUGUUGUAAAACUAAUACUACUAUAAGUUUUGUAUAAAAAAAUUAACAAACAAUUUAAAAUUAAGUAAAGAAAUUAUUAAAUAAGUAAAAUUUAAAAAAAUUUUAAAUGUAAUUUAUAUUUUGUCCCUAAUUUGUUAACACUUAUUAUCCAUUAGCAAUACUUUAUUAAAAUCCCUGAACAAAAUUUCCUUUUAAUUAUUUAUUUUUAAAUUUAUGUACAAAAGAAAUAUCUGCUCAUAUGUUAUUAAAAUAGAAAAUAAUUCCUAAAUAGAAAAAAAUGUAAUAAAAUCUUAUAGAGAAAAAAAACUAGCAACAAAUGUAAAAUGUGUAGUAAUUAAAAUGUAAUGAAAAUGUUACAAAUCUAUACAUAUAAACGAUUAAAAGAAAAAAACUCUAAAACAUACAUAUAAAUAAUUAAUUAAUAACUACAGGCAACAAAACUCCACAACAACAACAAAACAAAAACAAUAAUAAAUUAAUAUGUAUGAAAACUAACGACA